UGCCGCACGGAGAGGAGCCCGCCGGAGCCGCCGCGCCCCACCACGCAGCCGACAUGGCAUCCAAAUGUCCCAAAUGCGACAAGACGGUGUAUUUCGCGGAGAAGGUGUCGUCUUUAGGGAAAGACUGGCACAGGUUCUGCCUCAAGUGCGAGCGCUGCUGCAAGACCCUGACGCCCGGCGGCCACGCUGAGCACGAUGGGAAGCCGUACUGCCACAAGCCGUGCUACGCCGCGCUCUUCGGACCCAAAGGUGUGAACAUCGGCGGAGCUGGCUCCUACGUCUACGACACUCCCGUUAACGAAGCCCCUGCUGCUGUUUCCAUGGAAACCCAAGCCAAACCGGCGGAGGAGAAGCGAGCUCCCGCCCGGGGCCCGGUGAAGGCCGCCAGCUUCUCGUCUUUCUCCGGAGGGCCGAGCGUCUGCCCGAGGUGCAACAAGACCGUCUAUUUUGCUGAGAAGGUGUCGUCCCUCGGGAAGAACUGGCACCGGCCCUGCCUGCGCUGCGAGAGGUGCAGUAAGACUUUGUCCGCUGGCAGCCAUGCAGAGCACGAUGGACAGCCGUACUGCCACAAGCCCUGCUACGCCGUGCUGUUCGGACCCAAAGGUGUAAACACUGGAGGCGUGGGCAGCUACAUCUAUGACGAGCCCGAGGCCGAGACCGAGGCGCAGCCCUGAGCCCAGAUGAAGCCUCGACCUCCAGACCACGACUGGCCUGUUUCUGCCCUCCUCCUCCUCCUCUCAUUAUUCUCCAUCGUACAUCUGCGUUCGGGACGGUGCUCGCUCCUGUCCUCUGUCAUUUUGCCUUCGACCGUAACGUGCACCGCACUCACAGGGACGGAUAGUUAGACGUUUAUGUUGUAUUUGUAUAUGGUUUAGAUAUCUAUUUUUUGUACUGAAACAAAUCUUAACGCGUCCUCCCGGGUGAGAUCUAGACUUGCCUUUAAGGUUUUUGGGUUCUCGUUUUGCCAAAUCAGUCGCCUGUUACAUGGUGAAGUCAUGAAAGCACCUGUGUUUUUUCCACUCCAGGUAGUUGUUUUUCAGGCAUUUUGUGCACUUAUGAAUAUAAUAUAUAUAUUUAAAAAAAAAAAAAACAAGGCAAAUGCCCUUCAUUGUGUUGCCAGGUU
Molecule: messenger RNA, 1123 nt
Organism: Myripristis murdjan (pinecone soldierfish)
Lineage: Eukaryota; Metazoa; Chordata; Actinopteri; Holocentriformes; Holocentridae
Product: cysteine-rich protein 2-like
Exons: 8
Coding region: 54-674 (206 amino acids)
Source: RefSeq, a predicted model, not a curated record